Molecule: messenger RNA, 420 nt
Organism: Oppia nitens
Lineage: Eukaryota; Metazoa; Arthropoda; Arachnida; Sarcoptiformes; Oppiidae
Exons: 3
Coding region: 73-420 (115 amino acids)
Source: RefSeq, a predicted model, not a curated record
GUGAACCAAUUGAUGAAAUAUAAGACAAAAAACAAAAAAGUUAUCACCAAUUGAUUCAAUUGAUUUGAUUUGAUGGCAGAUCUAAACAUCAAUAGUAUUAGUAGUAUUAGUAGUAGUAGUGGUGGUCAUCACAAAGAUUUGUUGUCGUCGUCAUCAUUGUCUUCAUUGUCAAAGAUUAUUGUCAAACCUAGCGACAAAGUCGCCGCCGCCGCCGCCACCACUGCCGCCGCCAAUGAUUUGGCUAUUGAUAUGAAUAAAUUGAAACAAUUGGUUAAACAAGAAUCAGAUCUCAAGAGUCAAUAUAAUUCAUUGCAAAAAGAUCUUCAUUUACAACGAGUAAAGAAUUUACGCGAAGUAUCCGAUAAACUCAAAGAAGACGUCUGGAAGUAUCCGACUGUUGAAUCACUUCUUGGCCUUUAA